CCCCAAAUUACGUGAACUUCUGGAUGUGGGAAACAUUGGGCGUCUGGAGCAUCGCAUGAUAACAGUGGUGUAUGGGCCUGACCUGGUGAACAUUUCCCAUUUGAAUCUUGUGGCUUUCCAAGAAGAAGUGGCCAAGGAAUGGACAAAUGAGGUUUUCAGUUUGGCCACAAACCUGCUGGCCCAAAACAUGUCCAGGGAUGCAUUUCUGGAAAAAGCUUAUACUAAACUUAAGCUGCAAGUCACUCCAGAAGGACGUAUUCCUCUCAAAAACAUAUAUCGCUUGUUUUCAGCAGACCGGAAGCGAGUUGAAACUGCAUUAGAGGCUUGUAGUCUUCCAUCUUCAAGGAAUGACUCAAUACCUCAAGAGGAUUUCACUCCAGAUGUGUACAGAGUUUUCCUGAACAACCUUUGCCCCCGACCUGAAAUUGAUAACAUCUUUUCUGAAUUUGGUGCCAAAAGCAAACCAUACCUUACUGUUGAUCAGAUGAUGGAUUUUAUCAACCUUAAGCAGCGAGAUCCCCGGCUAAAUGAAAUACUUUACCCACCUCUGAAACAAGAGCAAGUCCAAGUAUUGAUUGAGAAGUAUGAACCCAACAACAGCCUCGCCAAAAAAGGACAGAUAUCAGUAGACGGAUUUAUGCGUUAUCUGAGCGGAGAAGAAAAUGGAGUCGUUUCACCUGAGAAACUGGAUUUGAAUGAAGAUAUGUCUCAGCCCCUGUCUCACUAUUUCAUUAAUUCCUCACACAACACCUACCUCACAGCUGGCCAGCUGGCUGGAAACUCCUCUGUUGAGAUGUAUCGCCAAGUGCUUCUGUCUGGUUGUCGCUGUGUGGAACUGGACUGCUGGAAGGGAAGGACUGCAGAAGAAGAACCUGUCAUCACCCAUGGAUUCACCAUGACAACCGAAAUAUCCUUCAAGGAAGUGAUAGAAGCAAUCGCGGAGUGUGCAUUUAAGACUUCACCUUUUCCAAUUCUCCUUUCAUUUGAGAACCACGUGGAUUCCCCAAAGCAACAAGCCAAGAUGGCGGAAUAUUGCCGACUGAUCUUUGGGGAUGCCCUUCUCAUGGAGCCACUGGAAAAAUACCCACUGGAAUCUGGAGUCCCUCUUCCAAGCCCUAUGGAUUUAAUGUACAAAAUUUUGGUGAAAAACAAGAAGAAAUCACACAAGUCAUCGGACGGAAGUGGCAAAAAGAAGCUCUCAGAGCAAGCCUCCAACACAUACAGUGACUCCUCCAGCGUGUUUGAGCCCUCCUCUCCAGGAGCUGGGGAAGCUGAUACGGAGAGUGACGACGACGACGACGACGAUGACUGUAAAAAAUCUUCAAUGGAUGAGGGGACUGCUGGGAGUGAAGCCAUGGCCACAGAGGAGAUGUCUAACCUGGUGAACUAUAUUCAGCCAGUCAAGUUUGAGUCAUUUGAAAUUUCUAAAAAAAGAAAUAAAAGUUUUGAAAUGUCUUCCUUCGUUGAAACCAAAGGACUUGAACAACUUACCAAAUCUCCAGUGGAAUUUGUAGAAUACAACAAAAUGCAACUCAGCAGGAUCUAUCCAAAAGGAACACGUGUGGAUUCAUCCAACUACAUGCCUCAGCUCUUCUGGAACGCGGGCUGUCAGAUGGUGGCUCUUAAUUUCCAGACAGUGGAUCUGGCUAUGCAAAUAAACAUGGGGAUGUAUGAGUACAAUGGGAAGAGUGGCUAUAGGUUAAAACCAGAAUUCAUGAGGAGGCCAGACAAGCAUUUUGAUCCAUUUACUGAAGGCAUCGUGGAUGGAAUAGUGGCUAACACUCUGUCAGUCAAGAUUAUUUCAGGUCAGUUUCUUUCUGAUAAGAAAGUUGGAACUUACGUGGAAGUGGAUAUGUUUGGUUUGCCUGUGGAUACAAGGAGGAAGGCAUUUAAGACCAAGACAUCCCAAGGAAAUGCUGUAAAUCCUGUAUGGGAAGAAGAACCUAUUGUGUUCAAAAAGGUGGUUCUUCCUUCUCUGGCCUGUUUAAGGAUAGCAGUUUAUGAAGAAGGAGGUAAAUUUAUUGGCCACCGGAUCUUGCCUGUGCAAGCCAUUCGGCCAGGCUAUCACUACAUCUGCCUGAGGAAUGAGAGGAACCAGCCGUUGAUGCUACCAGCUGUCUUCGUCUACAUAGAGGUGAAAGACUAUGUGCCAGAUACAUAUGCAGAUGUGAUUGAAGCCUUGUCAAACCCAAUCCGAUAUGUAAAUCUGAUGGAGCAGAGAGCUAAGCAACUGGCUGCUUUGACACUGGAAGAUGAAGAAGAAGUGAAGAAGGAGGUUGAUCUUGGUGAAACACCCUCAGAGGCUCCAAGUGAAACCAGGACAACCCCAACAGAAAAUGGGGUGAAUCACACUACGUCCCUGGCACCCAAGCCACCCUCUCAGGCUCUGCACAGCCAACCAGCUCCAGGUUCUGUAAAGGCACCUGCCAAAACAGAAGAUCUUAUUCAAAGUGUCUUAACAGAAGUGGAAGCACAGACUAUUGAAGAGCUUAAACAACAGAAAUCAUUUGUGAAACUUCAAAAGAAGCACUACAAAGAAAUGAAAGACCUGGUUAAGAGACACCACAAGAAAACCACGGACCUGAUCAAAGAACACACUACAAAGUAUAAUGAAAUUCAGAACGACUACUUGAGAAGGCGGGCAACUUUGGAAAAGACUGCCAAAAAGGACAGCAAGAAAAAAUCAGAGCCCAGCAGUCCUGACCAUGGCUCGUCUACCAUUGAGCAAGACCUUGCUGCCCUGGAUGCUGAAAUGACCCAAAAGCUGAUAGACUUGAAGGACAAGCAACAGCAGCAGCUGCUUAAUCUUCGGCAAGAACAGUAUUAUAGUGAAAAAUACCAGAAGCGAGAACAUAUUAAACUGCUUAUUCAAAAGUUGACAGAUGUUGCUGAAGAAUGUCAGAACAAUCAAUUAAAGAAGCUCAAAGAAAUCUGUGAGAAAGAGAAGAAGGAAUUAAAGAAGAAAAUGGAUAAAAAGAGGCAGGAGAAGAUAACAGAAGCUAAAUCUAAAGACAAAAGCCAGAUGGAAGAGGAGAAGACAGAGAUGAUCCGGUCAUACAUCCAGGAGGUGGUGCAGUAUAUCAAGAGGUUAGAAGAAGCACAAAGUAAACGGCAAGAAAAACUUGUAGAAAAACACAAGGAAAUUCGCCAGCAGAUCCUGGAUGAAAAGCCCAAGGGGGAAGGUUCCUCCUCAUUCUUGUCGGAAACUUGCCAUGAGGAUCCCUCUGUUCCCCCCAACUUAACUCCCCCCAACCCUCAAGCUCUCAAGUGGUGACCACCGUCCUUCCGGCCAGGUAGGACUAGAUGGGAGGGGUCGCUUUUGAGAGAAGGGUGGUGUGUGGCCAUCCGAUUUUCAGGCAUCCUGGUCUUGCUCUUUUGGUUUUA
Messenger RNA from Castor canadensis (American beaver), 3384 nucleotides. It is a transcript of the gene Plcb1, whose product is annotated as phospholipase C beta 1. The record is from RefSeq and is a predicted model, not a curated record. Gene Ontology annotation, cellular component: cytoplasm; nuclear speck. Gene Ontology annotation, molecular function: phosphatidylinositol-4,5-bisphosphate phospholipase C activity; calmodulin binding; calcium ion binding. Gene Ontology annotation, biological process: lipid catabolic process; release of sequestered calcium ion into cytosol; memory. Lineage: Eukaryota; Metazoa; Chordata; Mammalia; Rodentia; Castoridae.